Aphis gossypii (cotton aphid) is the source of this 6708-nucleotide messenger RNA. RefSeq lists its product as uncharacterized. The record is from RefSeq and is a predicted model, not a curated record. Gene Ontology annotation, molecular function: aspartic-type endopeptidase activity; nucleic acid binding. Lineage: Eukaryota; Metazoa; Arthropoda; Insecta; Hemiptera; Aphididae. Gene Ontology annotation, biological process: proteolysis; DNA integration.
UCACGACUGGUCUUACUUUUAUCAAAUUUCUAAGUCUACAAAGAUGGUUAAAUUUAAUACGUUGGUUUAUUUUUCAUUACUUGGUUUUACUAUCAUCAGUAUAUUUGAUUCAUGUAUGUUGUUACGUAUACUUUCAUAUUUAUGUAUAGUGGCAUAGUGCCUACUUAUUAUAUAACCCAACGCGGUGGUCGCAAAGGUCACGGUGACAACGGACCCACCGAGCUAUCUCUGCGUUGUCGCGGAACCAGUCAAUGUUACGCGCUCGGUACGAAUACGCUCGCGCCACCAUACGCAUUUUGAGCCCCUAAGCGGUCGUCAGUGUCACUCAUACUUUACCUCGGUAUAUCACCUACGGUAUUAUAUACCUAUACCGUUCGUUCCCGUUGUGUCACCAUAUGUCGCAUUCACUCUAUCAAACCGUCAGCAUAUAAUCGUCGUCAUCUGCGUCAAGUUCAUCGUCAUCUCCAUACCCACCCAGGCGUACUGCAUAUCGGUUACGUGAGUCGGCCUUACGCCACACCAUAAUUGUUUGUUAUUAUAUUAUACUCCAUAUUAUCAAUUAUUCCUUGUAUUAGCGUCAUCUUGUGUUAAGUGACUUCGGGGUACUAACACUAGCAUUUAAGUAUCGUUAACCUGUUGUACCAAAUUAUUAUUAUUUGAAAUAUUAUCUAUUAUUAUCACUUACGCCAAUAUUUGUCUUUUAUUAUAUAUACAUGUUCUUCUGUUAUACUUUGUCAUAAGGGUCACCGACACCUGUAUAGUUAUACUGCGUGGCCAACAAUCUCAUACUUGUUGAGACUUGGUACGCAUCAUAUGGUCCUUCGAACCGGAUCGUGAUCCCUUACAGGCGAAGGAAGAGUUUACUUGUAUUUGUUAGUGUUUUAUUUCGUUAAAACGGGGAAAAAUUUAUAUUUAUUUGGUAAUUAAUUUAGUUAACAUUGUAAUCACGCUGUAUAUCCUGGUCAAUUCCCCAUAUCUACUGGCUACGAUAUUUUGGUCUAGUUAAUAAUAGUGGCUGUACAUUCACAGCAGUCGUAAAGUACAAUCGUACAACGAUUCCUGAAUGCUACAAUUUAUCAUUAAGUUCAACAAUAUACAGAUAUUCAUAUUCCAUAUUAGGUAAUUACGAGUGUCGAUAGUUAUCGUUGCGGGUUAUCUCCGCUGUCGCCGCACGAACAUUUGGACUUUGAACUAUCAAUCGCUAUCUAGCACCGGUGUCCAGGUAUAUUUAAUCAUCGGUAACUGCUACCGGUCUUAAUUUAAUUAGUCGUGUAUUUGUAACAAGUUAUCUCCGCACCGACUGCAAUUACGAUAUUCAAUUUACGAAUCGCGUUACGGUCAUAAAACAUAAACAAAAUACGAUAUAGCCUAACACAUAGUGUUGCUAUUUAAUGUCUAUUACCAGAUACAUACAAAAUUUAAAACAAAGAUUUAAUCAAUUUUAUACAUUUUAUUAAAUCAUUUAAAAUUAAAUUUUCAUUAUGUCUCUGAGUGCAGGCGACCGAGAACGAUUCGAACGUGCAUUAAAACGGAAUAUUAUUAAACGCGAUCAAGCUGUCGAGCAAUUUUCAAUUCUAAUGGGUCUUGUGAAUACUGCUAAAACCGACGAGUCCGGAAUUUCGAUACUACAACCGCGAAUAGACGACAUUGAAAUCUUAAUAACUGAUGUCCGUUUAUAUCAAGAUGCUAUUUUAGACCAGCUUAUCGAACUCGACCGCGAUAGUGAAUUUCCGACAGUACACAAUCCGGUAGGGAAAAUCGCAUUGGACCACUAUUACGCUAUUAAGGCUAUUAGUGUUGAACUUGGCAUAAACAAUCGUAAUAUUACUCCAACUCCUACGACACAUAAUAUUCAAUUACCAAAGAUACAAUUACCGUCGUUCGAUGGACAAAUUAUACAAUGGCGAUCUUUCCGUGAUACCUUUACGUCGUUAGUGCAUGAUAAUAGUCAGUUAUCACAGAUUCAAAAAUUCCAUUAUCUGUUGUCCGCCGUAUCUGGUUCAGCGGCUACAACGGUUAAAUCAGUUCCGUUAACCGACGCUAAUUAUCCAAUUGUAUGGCAAAGUUUGAACGAUCGCUUCGACAAUAAACGUGUCCUUUUAGGUGCACACAUGGAUGCACUAUUUCGAAUUUCUCCCAUGAAAACCGAAUCUCUCGGGGAGUUAAAGCAUUUUUUAACUACAUUCCAAGAAAAUAUAUGCAUAAAGGCACUUGAAAUUGACGAUUUCCCAGGUUUUUUUAUGUUUUAUAUUGCAUCUCGUGUACUAGAUCCCGUUACUCGCCAAGCAUUCGAAUUUGAAUAUCACGCCGCGGACGUACCUACAUUUGAUAUGUUGGCAGAUUUCGUACAGAUUCGCUGCCAAGUGUUACAAAAUUCGUAUCAAGUGUCAAGCACUAAUACCGGACACAAAACCCAUCCUAAACCAAAAGUAUCAUUAGCUACUUCAUCAACCACGGAAUCAUUAAAAUGUGUGUUGUGUAAAUCAACCCAUAUGUUGUACCAGUGUCCAAAAUUUUUACAGCAAAACGUGAAACAACGUUUUCGCCUUGUGAAAACAAACCGCGUGUGUACAAAUUGCUUAGGUACGUCCCAUAAAACGUCAGAAUGUAAGUCUACAUACACUUGCCGCCACUGUGCGUCCAAACACCACUCAUUACUGCACAUGGAUACAGCACAAGCGCGGAAGAAUUCAUCUCCUACGAAUAGGGGUAUCGGUGUUAGCCAAUCCAUACCUCUGCCCUCCGCUAUGUCUACACCAAUUGUAUCCGAUACGGUUGGCAGUACGCCGUUUGUGGGGACAUCAAGCUCGAAAACAAACGUAGUACUUGGUACAGCCGUUAUACGCAUACGUAAUAAUUGUGGACAGUUAUCUCCCGUCCGUGUGCUCAUUGACACAGGAUCACAAAUAUCCGUAAUCACUACUGCUUGCGUAGCACGAUUGUGCAUUAAACGUUGCCAUAGUAAUACCGCGGUAAUGGGGUUGUCCCAAAUGUCAGUAUCCACGACCAAGGGAUCAACUAAGUGUACUAUAAUACCACGCCAUUCCGCCACGCCCGAAAUUUAUUGUGAACCUGUAAUUUUAUCUAGGAUAACCGGGCCGAUGCCAACCGUCCAACUACCUAGUAAAAUUCGUACCACCUACUCACAGUUAUUGUUUGCAGAUCCGUACUUCGAUGUACCCGGUCAAAUUGACUUCCUGUUGGGCGCGGAUAUAUAUCCAUACAUACUCGGACCAUCUUGUCAGGUAUUACACACACCAAAUUGUCCGUCCGCAUUCGAAACACAUUUAGGAUGGAUUAUAGUGGGCCAAUCCUGUGUUGACUCACAUACUCCGCCCGUAUCCUUGUUGCUAGCGCCGGAGCCUUCGAUAGACCAUUUAAUACAACAGUUUUGGACCGUCGAAGAGCCCGUAAAUACAAAUAACUUGUUUACAAUCGACCAACAGUGUGAAGACCAUUUUCUUCGUACGACAACUCGAGACAGUACGGGUAGGUUUUCACUAGCAUUACCAUUUAACAACGAUGCAUCUUGUCUCGGUAACUCGCAUGAUAUGGCGAUAUCGAGGUUCUAUAACUUGGAACGCAAACUGCUGAAAGACCCGUUGGUAUACGACCAUUAUCGGUUAUUUAUGUUGGAGUACGAACAGUUAGGUCAUAUGAAACUCGCGUCAAGGCCGGGAAAAUACUAUAUUCCGCAUCAUGCAGUGGUUAAGCGAAAUGGAGCAAAAAUGAAACUCCGAGUAGUAUUCGACGCCUCUGCCAAGUCAUCUUCAGGGAAGUCCUUGAACGAUCUGCUCCAUGUUGGCCCCAAACUACAAACAGAUAUAACUGAUUUGCUACACCGCUGUCGUUUCAAUCACUACAUAUUUACAGCAGACAUUUGUAAAAUGUACCGCCAAAUAAAAAUUAAUACAGAAGAUUGUCAAUACCAGCACAUAUUUUGGCGUGCAACACCAUUAGAACCGCUACGUGACUACGAACUUACGACAAUUACUUACGGACUCACGUCGUCUCCGUUUCAAGCGAUUCGUGUGCUGCAUGAAUUAGAACAAAACGACGGACAUCUUUACCCGUCAACGAGGGAUGUUUUGUCAACACAGACAUAUGUAGAUGAUAUCCUUACUGGUCGUAAUAGUAUCACAGACUUACUUAAAUUACAAGAUGAGGUCACACAGCUACUACUUCGAGGUGGUUUUGAACUUAAAAAAUGGUCGUCCAAUUCUACAGAACUCCUGUCUAAGAUUCCUCUUGACGAUCAAGUUAAUAGCUUAUCAUUCGAUCCUAAGGAUGAUGUUGGAAUAAAAAUACUUGGAUUGCAUUGGCAACCAGCCACUGAUACGUUUAGUUAUCAUACUUCAUCAAUACCUCCAAUUUAUACAAAAAGAUCAGUGUUGUCAACAAUUGCAAAACUAUACGAUCCUCUUGGGGCUCUUGCUCCUAUGAUAUUCUGGGCCAAGUGCUUCAUGCAAUUACUCUGGCAAGGCGGCCUUAAUUGGGACGAUAAAUUGCCACCAAAUUUAUCUGACUUAUGGGAACAAUAUUCUUCGGAGUUGCAUAUGGUUUCAAGUAUCAAGAUUUGUCGUCAUAUUUCCACGAACGAACCUUGUAGCGCACAGCUCAUCGGUUUCGCUGAUGCAUCGGAAAAGGGUUAUGGUGCCGUGGUUUAUCUGCGCAUUAUUCAUCAAGAUGGGCGUAUACUGGUACAUUUUAUAACCGCUAAGUCAAAAGUUGCGCCUUCUAAAAUAAAAAAGGCAAAAACAACUUUAACGAUACCACGCUUGGAGUUAUGCGGUGCGUUAUUGCUGACACAAGUGUUACAUCGUUUAAUAAACACCUUUCGGAAUAAUAUAUCAAUUUCGGCGAUACAAGCGUGGACAGACUCUAGCAUAGUAUUAUCUUGGCUCACGUCACCUCACUCAAGUUUUAAAAUAUUUGUGACAAACCGACUUGCCAAGAUCGCCGAACUUAUACCAAAUUGCCAAUGGCGUCAUGUUGCCUCUGAGUCGAAUCCCGCAGAUUGUGUAUCAAGAGGGCUAUUUCCAUCUCAAGUUCCUAACCACCAUCUCUAUUGGCAAGGUCCCCAGUUUUUAAAAUUGCCUGAAUCUGACUGGCCAACUACAUGUUUCCAACUCAUGCCAGCUUCACAGUUGCCGGAAUAUUCGGAUUCGACGAAAGCAUGCUUAAUGACGUUGCCCGAGAAUGAAGUCGAAUGGUUCUCACGUUUUUCAUCGUUGCGCCGUAUGCAAAGAGUCAUGGUCAUCAUUUAUCGCUUUAUAAACCAUGCGCGCCGGUUACCAUCACCAUUUGUUACUGAUUUUGUUUCCCAGGAAGAAGUGAUAAAUGCGAUGGUACCAAUCAUUCGUAUAACACAAUCCUUACAUUUUGUUAAUUUGUCACGUGUCCUGCAAACAACCGCGGCAAAGAUAGUUCCCCGCUCACUCGCUCAACUUGCACCGUUUAUUGAUGAUAACAAAAUUAUACGUGUUGGUGGCCGACUUCGACAUGCUGCCUUACCCGCUGAAACAAAAAAUCCGAUAUUGCUACCAAAAUCAAGUGCGUUGACUACACUUAUUAUCCGUCACUUCCACUUAACUUACUUUCAUGCCGGACCACAGUUGAUUUCAUCGUUACUAGCAGCUCAUUAUUGGAUAAUGUCUAGCCGAUCUUCCAUUCGGCACGUCGUUUUCAAAUGUGUAGUGUGUGCGCGGCAUAGGGCCUCAAUUACUCAUCCUAUUAUGGCUGAUCUUCCCGCAAGUCGAGUAACUCCUUGCAGACCAUUUUUACGCACCGGUAUUGACUUCGCUGGUCCCUUUGUCAUAGCCGAACACCGUCGUAAGAAUUCACGAUCAAUCAAGUGUUACUUAUCGAUUUUCGUGUGUAUGGCCGUCAAAGCGGUACACAUCGAAGUGGUAUCAGAUUUAUCGACGAGUUCGUUUUUAGCGGCACUCCAACGUUUUGUUGCUCGACGUGGAACGCCAUCCGACAUUUACAGUGAUUGUGGGACGAACUUCAAAGGUGCAGAUCAACAAUUGCGGCACAUGAUGUCAGAUCCCGCAGCUCAAACAACGUAUUCCAACAGUAUAUUAUGUAAGUGGCAUUUUAACCCUCCCGCAGCUCCACAUUUCGGUGGUCUAUGGGAGGCGGCUGUAAAAUCCACAAAAUAUCAUCUGAAACGAGUAAUGGGCAAUCAACGUCUGACAUUUGAAGAAAUGGCCACGCUAACGUGUCGUAUCGAAGCCUUACUCAAUUCACGCCCGAUCACUCCGAUUUCUACUGAUCCAAACGACUAUCGGGCAUUAACCCCCGGCCACUUCCUUAUUGGCCAUCCCAUGGUGGAAAUCCCAGAACUAGAUGUGACACAUGUGCUCCAAAAUCGUCUUACUCGUUGGGAACUUCUCCGUCAAAUGUACCAGUCAUUUUGGAAGCGAUGGUCUACGGAAUAUUUAUCGUCAUUGCAACGCCGUAAAAAAUGGGAUGAAAACCAACCGAACCUCAAGAUUGAUGAUUUAGUAUUAGUAAAUAUGCCCAACCAACCACCAAUACAGUGGAGACUUGGUCGAAUACAACAAAUCCAUCCAGGCGUGGAUGGUGUGGUUCGAGUAGCCACGGUUCGUACAGAACACGGAACCCUAACACGACCAAUAGUCAAAUUAGCCAUCCUUCCCGUUGAUAAGUAAAUUAACUUAACUCCAACCGUGCUUCCUUGAG